This is a messenger RNA of Protopolystoma xenopodis, 219 nucleotides long. The record is from the annotation of a GenBank genome assembly. NCBI's taxonomy places the organism in Eukaryota, Metazoa, Platyhelminthes, Monogenea, Polystomatidea, Polystomatidae.
AUGGAGGCCAAAGCAUGUGGACAAGCCAUUUCCACAUCGGCUUUGCAACUUGGACUCUCCUGCGUGGAAGAGGAGGCAAACAACCAGCCCUACCAACGCGCAUUCAGGCUCUUGGAUGGUUCUACACUCCGUUUCGAUACGAAAACGCGGUGGUUGUCGACUCAAGCCGAUUCUCCGAGCCGCAGUGCCGCAAGAAGAGAGAAGACAUUUAAAGGUUGA